Molecule: messenger RNA, 5233 nt
Organism: Monodelphis domestica (gray short-tailed opossum)
Lineage: Eukaryota; Metazoa; Chordata; Mammalia; Didelphimorphia; Didelphidae
Gene: TRIM15
Product: tripartite motif containing 15
Molecular function (GO): zinc ion binding; protein binding
Source: RefSeq, a predicted model, not a curated record
UCUCUUCCUAUUGUUUUCCUUCACUGACUUAUUUGAAGGUAAUUCAAUUGAGGAGGAAGGAAUUUUAUGGAAAAAGUGGCGGAGUCCCAGAGGAGCUCAAACUGGGAUAAACCGUGAUGCCGUCCACUCCCUCCCUGCAGAUAAUCCAUGAGGAGGUAGACUGUCCCAUUUGUAUUGGUAUCCCCAAGGACCCAGUGAGUGCCCCCUGUGGACAUAUCUUCUGCAGAUCCUGCCUCACCUCACCCUCAACGAUGGGAGCCCAUCCCUCCAGGUUGUGUCCAAUCUGCAAGGAGAAGAGGCAGCCAGAGGUCCAUCAGCCCUGGGGCUGGGCCACUGAGAACCUUAAGAUCCUGGGCCCCAUAGGAGAGACUCACUGUGAUGAGCAUGGUGAGAAAAUUUACUUCUUCUGUGAGAAAGACGGGGAGUUCCUUUGCGUGCUCUGUCGGGAGGGUUCCAAUCACCAAGCUCAUGCUGUGGUACUACUGGAUGAAGCCACUCGACCCUACAGGGAACGACUCCGGAGUAGGUUAGAAGACCUAUGUUUAGAGAAAAAAGAAAUGGAAGAUAUGAAAAGUGGAGAAGACCAGAAGCUCCAGGUGCUCUUGACCCAGAUUGAAUCCAAGAAGCAGCAUGUGGAAGAAGUAUUUAAACAGUUACAGAAAGUGCUUCAGGUUCAGCAGCACCUUCUCCUGGAUCAGCUGGGGGAGCUAGAAAAGGAGAUCAGGAAGGAGAGAACUCAUUAUAUUGCCAUGAUCUCUGAAAAGAUUGCCCAGCUAGGGGCUCACAUCAAGGAAUUAGAAGGGAAGUGCCAACAACCAGCAAAUGAGCUCCUAAAGGACGUCAGAAUGACUCUAAACAGGUAUGAAAAGGGGACAUUUAUCAAUCCAGAACCUAUUUCUUCUGGCCUGGUAAGAAGAAUCCGUGAUCUCCACCAAAAAAUAUGUGUUCUCCCAGAGAUGACAGGGAAGUUCUCAGAAAACUUGCUGCUUCACCUGGAGACUAAUACAGGAGGUAUCACUCUGGAUCCCCAGACUGCCAGCGGUAGCCUGAUCAUCUCCGAGGAUAGAAAGUCAAUGAGAUACACCAGAAAGAAGCAAAACUUGCCUGAGAAUCCCCAGCGUUUUGAUGGGUUCCCUGCCGUACUGGGUUCUCAAGGGUUCUCUUCAGGAAACCAUUCCUGGGAAAUCGAGGUGGUUCUGGGCGACGGGGGUGGUUAUACUGUGGGUGUGGCCCAAGAAGACAUGGAGAGGAAAGGGGAAAUGGGCCUGAGCACUGAGGAGGGUAUCUGGGCUGUGAUUUUCUCCUCUCAGCAGUGCUGGGCCAGCACUACUCCAGGCACUGAUCUACCACUGUGUGAAAUUCCCCAAAGGGUUCGGGUGACUCUAGACUAUAACGGGGGGCACGUGACUCUUUCCGAUGCUGAAACCCAGACCACAAUCUUUACAUUUCCUGCCUCCUUCUCCGGCAAAAUCUUUCCUUUCUUUGCUGUUUGGAAAAAGGGCUCCCGACUCACUCUGAAACCCUGAAAGUGAUGCUCCGACCAAAUCUGGCUCCCUGGACCUCCUGCAUUCGCCACGCUCUAGUAUGGAGCAGACUUCAACAUCUUCCCUUUUCAGCUCCAUUUAUAGAAAUUGUUCCAAGAGUGCUGCCCUUGCAAUGCGGAGGCCAAACUAACCCAAUGUUUACGUAAUGUCGGGGGUGGUAGAACUGAAAAUUUGCUGAGUGUCUAUGGAACUACAUGGAUAUUCCUGGGGGUACUGGGGAGGGGAGAUGCAGAGAAGGUGUUAGAGGGGGAUCCAUCCUGGGUGGCAGAAUCAGGGGAAAGAAGAUGGGUCAGUAGUUAUCUCCCUGCUCAAGGCUUCAGUUUCAUCAAUUAUAAAACAAGGGGGUUCAACUAGCUGGUUCUAACAUUCUAUUCUUAGUAGAUGCCAUCUUCUACCCUUUACCUUAGGUAAAACUUGGCCUGAUCCCCCAAGGUUAGCCUCACAUGGCCCCAGUACAAUCUUAUAGAUAAUAAUACCUCCUAAUUCAUAACUCUUUGGCUCAUGUUGCUCCCACCAGGAUUCCUCUGCAAAAAUCUCAACUAUGUCUAGGUCUCCACCUAUGGGCCAAAGAGUCCCACAGCUCUUUUAGAAGCCUUCAAAUAAUAAUGCUUCUAUCAGAUUCAGAACAGCCUUUAUUCCACCGUGUAGAAAGGGCAGAAAACACAGACUCCUCACAGUAGCCUGGAAACAAUCAAUACCAUUCUCUUCCACAUCUAGCCAGUCCCUCCUUUGACUCUAGAGCUCAGAGGCACCCAUCUUUGUGAUCAUGUCCUGAAGAGGAGGGCUCCCUUAAACAGGAAAUAAACCAGGGAUUGAUAAAGGGACAACACCCUUGACCUUGCUGAUAAGCCCUGCAUUACUGCAGAUCCACGUAGGCAUCCGGUUUAUGGUACCAUGGCGAGAGUUUGAUCUCUCUUGGAAGCAAAGCAAACUUGUUAUCGUUGGACAGGCAACCAGCUCUUUUCCCCAUCAGACCUGCCAUCUCCAAACAACUCAGAACAAUAACAGAGAGCCAAGUCCUGGCCUUCUGCUGCCCUACAGCAUGUAUUUAGUGCCUUCUCUCUCUCCCCAGCUCUGCAAAGUUCUCUGGACAAUCUUGUUCUCUCCCCAAGCAUUUAGCAAUGCUUCCCCCAGCAUCCCCUUAUUUGCACCUCCAUGCUGUUCCAGAUGCACUCAGCCUCUGCUCUCCAGUCUGUGUUCAGCUCUUGGGCUGAUAGACAGAAAGAAAGAAAGAAAGAAAGAAAGAAAGAAAGAAAGAAAGAAAGAAAGAAAGAAAGAAAGAAAGAAAGAAAGAAAGAAAGAAAGAAAGAAAGAAAGAAAGAAAGAAAGAAAGAAAGAAAGAAAGAAAGAAAGAAAGAAAGAAAGAAAGAAAGAAAGAAAGAAAGAAAGAAAGAAAGAAAGAAAGAAAGAAAGAAAGAAAGAAAAGAAAGAAAGAAAGAAAGAAAGAGAGAGAGAAAGAGAGAGAGAAAGAGAGAGAGAAAGAGAGAGAGAAAGAGAGAAAGAGAGAAAGAGAAAGAGAGAAAGAGAGAAAGAGAGAAAGAGAGAGAGAGAGAGAGAGAAAGAGAGAGAGAGAAAGAAAAGGAAAAAGAAAGAAAGAAAAGGAAAAAGAAAGGAAAGAAGGAAAAAUUAAAAUAACAAAGAUGAAUCCAACUGCUACUUUUUAAAAAAUAAAUAGGCCCAGCACAAAGGGGGCUCACACCCUUCAAAGGUUCAAGCCAGUCAGUUCAUCCUCACUCAAAGAAACUCAGCCUCCACGAAGUGCCAAGGAGCACGUCUUUGUGGGCCAGUACAUAAAUGGUUCCAAAGUCUCAAACAAACACUUGCCCUCCCUAUAAGCUCAUAGAGUUAUUCUCCAAUAGCUAAUUAAUUAGCCUUCCUACAUUCCUAUUACAUGGGCAAAUUUAAUAGGAUCAUAAGGUUGAGCUAGAAACUUGAUUAUCUUAUUUCAGAUAAGGAAACUGAGGCCAAAGUUCACCCAGACACUGAAGGAAUCAUGAUUUGAUUCCAGGUCUUCUGAUUCUCGGACCCCUUUCCAUAAUAUAGUGGGAGUCAGAGAAAUAGAUUCUUGGACUUAGAAGGGUCUUUGUUGGACAUUGAGUUCCUUUUCCCAAACAAGAGAAUGCAAGGUCCUUAAAGGGAAGGCAUAUUUCAUUUUUGUUUCUGUAUUCUCAGAACCUAGAACAAUAUCUGGCAUAAAGAAGGUACUUAAUAUUCCUAGUAUGUAUAUUAAGUUGCAUCAAACAGUAAUUCCCUUUAGAAUAUUCCAACAACUGAUAGAUCAUUCAGCCUCUACUUGAAACCUUCCAGUAAUGGAAAACUCAUAGUCAUUCAAAGAAACAUUUUAUUUUCAUUUUCACUAUGAGCAGACGUCUAGCUGCCUGUAAUUUCUACCCCAUCAUUCUUGGACUGGGGCUAACCAUUCUAACAAAUAUAAUGACAAUAAGAUUAAUAAUAACAACUAGCAUUUGUAUAGCAUUUUAAGAUUUGCAAUGUGCUUUACAAAUAUUAUAUCAUUUUAUCUUUACAGCAACUGUGGGUAGUAGGUGCUAUUAUUAUCUCCUUUACAGAUGAGGAAACUAGGUAAGGUCAAGUGACUUGCUCAGGGCCAUACAGCUAGUAUCUGAGGUUGGAUUUGGAUUCCAGCUUGAGCCCUCUAUCCACUGAUCAACUUAGUUACAUUGUUGGUAGAUUGCUACUAUAAUUCAGAUAACUAUUUGAAAGAUCACAUAUUUACAGAAUCAUAAAUCUAAAGCUCGAAGAGAUGUUAGAGGCUUUCUAGAGCAACCCCCUCAUUUAAUGAAGAAACUGAGGCUCAAAAACAUUAAGAAUUUUACUUGUUGACACUAGGGUAAUAAUUGGAGGUAGAAUUUAAACCCAGGUCUUCUGAUUCCAAAGCCAGUCUUCAUUAUAUGGUACCAUGCUCACUUCCUUAUUCCUGCCUUAUUAUUUCCCAAAGUGACACUUUGUGCUUGAAAAUUAUUUCCUGAACACUAAUGCAUUAUUGGUGGAAUUGUGAACUGAUCUAUUCUGAGAGCAAUUUGGAACUAUACUUAAAGAGCUAUAAAAUAGUGCAUACCCUUGGAUCCAGUAAUACCACUACUAGGUCUAUAUCCUAAAGAAAAAUUUUUUAAAAGGGAAAGGACCUACUUUUACAAAAAUAUUUUAGCAGCCCUUUUUGUGUGGCAAAGAAUUGGAAAUUAAGGUGAUGUCCAUUCAUUGGGGAAUGGAUGAACAAAUUGUGGUAUAUAAUGGUGAUAGAAUACUUAUUGUGCUGUAAGGAAUGAUGAACAGGAUGAUUUCAGAAAGAACUAGAAAAGACCUAUAUGAAAUGAUGCAGAGUGAAAUAAGAAGAACCAGGAAAACAUUGUAUGAAAUAACAGCAAUACUGUGGAAUGAUCUACCGUGAUAGACUUUGCUACUCGAAGCUAUACAACAAUCCGGAACAAUUCUGAAGGACUUAUGACAAAGAAAACUAUCCAUAUACAAAGAAAGAACUGUUGGAAUUGGACCGCAAAUCAAACAUACUAUUUUUCACUUUAGUUUAUCUGGGCUUUUUAUUUUGUGUUUUUGUUUUUAAAUGAUUAUUCUCAUACAAAAAUAAACAAUAUGGAAAUGUUUUGCCUGAUAAUAUAUGUAUCACCCAGAGCAAAUUGUUUACCAGCUCCUGAAAGGGGGAGGAAAAGGAGGGA